GCUCUCUCUGUAAAUAACUACGAUGUUUUCUUUAACUGCACUCUGGCCUUUACUCAGAGAGAGUGGAAAUCCUGAUGUUCUCCCUUUGCUGCCAGACGCUUACAAAUAUCACAGUUUUGAUCUAAGAGAGUGGAUAUGGCCCCCCCCUCUCCCCAGGACUCUCAACACCCACCACCUCUAUAAAAUCAGAGCCUCUUCACACACUCUCUCACACACAGACCUUCACACAGACACGACCAGUUCACACACAAGCUUUCAGGUUCCAGUGGAGAUGAGCAGCUCGACGUCUCUCCUCCUGUUCUCAGCCUGUGUCCUACUCGCAUGCUCCUCAGCCCAGAGCAGCUGCAGCAACCGAUGCGGAGAAGCUUAUUUCCGAGGCAACGCGUGUCAGUGUGAUUACGAGUGUCUCUCGCAUAAAGAGUGCUGCAAAGGCUACGAAGAUGCCUGCACUUCAAGAGGAUCCUGUAAAGGCCGAUGUGGAGAGAGCUUCAAGAGAGGGAGACAGUGUCACUGUGAUAUUGAGUGUAUUAAAUACAACCAGUGUUGUCCAGACUAUGAGAGCCACUGCAACACCGAGGAAUCCUCAAUAGAAGAAGAUGACUAUCUCGAGGGGACCACUUUACUGGACUACACGCAAACCGAAGAUGCUAAAAGUGGUAGCAAACCUUCUCCUUCUGACGUUGCUGAGCUUUCGGACCGACAUGAAAACUUGCCUGGUUUGGGAACGGUGCCAAGUUUAACUGAGGACCCUGAAUUACCUCAGGUUAACUUUAAACCCGAGCAGAUUUCUCCUAACAGCUCAGAGACUACCCUGACCACGAGCCCAACACACCCCAUGCCUGCAUCUCAGCAGAAUGUAGAACUCUCCAAAGAACCCCAAAACACUGAUGCACCUGCUUAUCUUGAAAUAACAAAAACCCCUCCCUCCGUCUUGGAACUGGAGGAAUUUUCCAACAGCACCUCACUUCCCACUGAUCGUCUUCGGAGCGCCUCGAUUAGACCGAGUACCCCACCAACAGCAAACUAUUUCAGCACGUCACCCACCGCUCAGGCCGAUAAUCCAUAUCCUACACCUACCAAACCCAUCCAAUCGGAAGACACGCAGGACCCAGAAAGUCCACCAGAGGCUCAGUUCCAUCAGAGUAAUACCACAACCUUAGAAACAAUGGGCACGGUUUUAACAGACAAGCCCAGCGGUGCUGAAGAAUUAGAAACACAAAAUGGAAACCAGGAUACAAAGGACGUACUUUCUACAAAGGGUUCUCCAACUCCCCCUACCUUGAUAGAAAGCACCCCCACUGCUGUGACAACAAGCCCUUUUCCAACUAAACCACAAGACUAUAAACUCAAUCUUCAAGAUCCUCAGGAUUAUCAGGCAGACACCAACAGCGACACUAAUCUCUGCCAUGGGUCUCCAGUGAACGGCUUGACCACGCUCAGGAAUGGCACCGUCGUGGUUUUUCGAGGUCACUACUUCUGGAUGCUGGACUCCCGAAGGAAUGCCGGGCCUGCCCAUUCAAUCGUUGACUUCUGGGGAAUCCCUUCUCCUAUUGACACGGUCUUUACCCGCUGUAACUGCCAGGGCAAGACCUACAUCUUCAAGGGGGACAAAUACUGGAGGUUUGAAAAUGACCUCAUGGACACCGGCUUCCCCAGACCCAUCAGUGAGGGAUUUGGACUUGGGGGUCGCAUUGUCGCAGCUUUAUCCAUGCCGCAGUACAGAAGCAGAAGGGAGUCGGUGUUAUUCUUCAAAAAAGGAGGACUGGCUCAAAGGUAUACCUACCUCAACACACCUCACUGUGGCAGCAAGUCCACUGCAAUUAUAGUCAAGAAGAGAUUCAAAAAGGAAGCAGUCCCUGUGCUGGGUGCGGAGAUCGUCAUAAACAAGACGUGGGUAGGUUUCCCCUCCACGGUGACAUCAGCUGUGUCAGUACGAGCCACGGGAGGAGACGGAUACAAAUACUACGUGUUCUCCCUCACCAAGUACUACAGUCUGAAGCUGGAAGGUAACACUCCAGUCAUUCUCACUCCCAAAGCUGGACGAGAAAAUCAAAAAUCAGCCAAAAGUUGGUUUAAAUGCCAAGAGACCAGUCAAUUCAAAUAAAACUCAAGCCUGAGUGCAAAGAUACUCUACACUGUGAGUGCUUUCAGGCGCUGCAGUAUAAGAAGAAAGGUUUUGUGUGUUUUUGUGAAGUAUGCCGCUUGUUUUGCUCGUAUGAGUUUCCUGUCCAGUGUUUUAAAUAAAAAAUAAAAAUAAAAAAAGCGAAACUUUUUUUUUUUUUAUCAAAAAACAUCUUUAUUGUAUUCACAUAAAAGAAAUGGAUGCUGUAGGUUUAGG
This is a messenger RNA of Silurus meridionalis, 2338 nucleotides long. It is a transcript of the gene prg4b, whose product is annotated as proteoglycan 4b. Lineage: Eukaryota; Metazoa; Chordata; Actinopteri; Siluriformes; Siluridae. The coding region runs from base 23 to 2104 and encodes 693 amino acids. Gene Ontology annotation, molecular function: polysaccharide binding; scavenger receptor activity. The transcript is spliced from 13 exons. The record is from RefSeq and is a predicted model, not a curated record. Gene Ontology annotation, biological process: immune response.